UAAAGGGGUGGAAGGUUAGGACGAUUCUAAGGGCCCAGCCUGAUUUAGGGCCCAGAAGAGCAGACCCCCUUUUUAUUUUCCUAUUUCUUUUCUUUUUUAUACAUACAUUAAAUGUGCUAGGGGCCCUCGUGCACUAAAUGUGUAUUUUGUCCGUUUUGACGAUAGAUUUAAUAUUUAAAAAACAAAUAAUGUAUUUACUGUUUCAGUCACACCCCUCCCUGCUCCCUCACAAUGGUUCAUUCCACCUGCGCUGUCCGAGCUACGAUCAAUAGUGUAGCGUCUUUUGUUAAUUGGACUUGUUAUGAUGCAGCGCAGACAGUGACACACGCAGACAUGUCACAUCAAAAGUCAGGGCAUCAAAAACGUUAAGAAAAGAAGGAAAGAGAAGACAGAGAACGCCAAAGUCGACAGUAUGUCACACAGUUUUUCAAAAAGAAAGAAUCAGCGGCUGCUGCACACCCACGUCCUCCUUCCCCCACGUCCCACGUCCCCGUCUUAAUCAGCCGAACAAGAAUCGUUAGCGGGAGGAGUCCCAACAGUGGACCUGAGGGACGGACAGCAGUCCUUUGCGAGUUCGGCGGAGGAGCCCGAAGGUCUAAGGUCCGUCGGGGGGAUAUCGGGGGUGUCGUCCCCGAUUAAGAGAGCGACAUGCUCCCAUCUCAUAGGACCGCGGGCCGCGAGAGGAGAGCAUUUCAGUGGCGGACCGCGUCGCCGUGGACCACGUGCGUGAGGUUUGCAUGUUUCAGUCGCCUGCGCUUUAUGUGGUUCACUCUUAUGGUCCUGACACUCGUCUGUGUAGCGCUGCAGAUGUUGGGUGUGGUCCAACAGGCCAGGACCUCUAAGGUGUUGAAUUUUGUGAGUGAGCAGUUGGUCCGAAUGCCCACAGAGAUCCAGGGGCCCAUGAAGCGUAAAGGCUGGGAAGACCUUUGGUCGGUCUCAGCAACUGUUGUUGAAGAGCCAACAGACCAGCAUGCUUUGAUAGAGGAUCUUACCUCUUUUCAUAUCCCUGUAUCAGAGGACGAAAAGGGCCAUACAAGCAGAAAGCAGGACACGUCUUCUCCCGAGCGCCUCGAGGACACUACCAAUAACAAUGCAGAAGCAAACAAAUAUCCCCAAAUGACCAAAGCAUUAGUACAGAAUCAACUCUGGCUUCACCAAGAAGUACCUAAACAAAUUCCAAACCUCAAGCAGCUGAAACGACCAGCUAACCUUAACGGUACAGCUAAAAGACCUGGACCAACAGGAGCCGAGUGUCAACCCAAAAAACACAUUGUCUUUCUCAAGACGCACAAGACUGCCAGCAGCACCAUACUGAACAUUCUCUAUCGUUAUGGGGACAGUCACAAUUUGACAUUUGCUUUACCACUUAACAUGCAGAGUCAGUUAUUCUACCCAGCAUUCUUUGCAACACACUUUGUGGAGGGCGUAAGGACUCGCGCCUUGAAAGAAUUCCAUAUCCUGUGCAAUCAUAUGAGGUUCAAUUCACAAGAGGUGAGAAAGUUGAUGCCUGAGGACACUUUCUACUUCUCCAUUCUCCGGGAUCCUACUGCGAUGAUGGAAUCUCUCUUUGUUUACUACAAAAGUAUCCCAGCAUUCCGUUUGGUCAAAAGUUUAGAGGAGUUUCUGAACCAGGGUGUGCGCUACUUCAACGCCUCUGUGCCUAGCAACCAAUAUGCACGUAACAUUCUCACCUUUGAUUUUGGUCUUAACAACACGGCACCUGAAAAAGAAACUGAGCUGGACCGUCGUAGCGCCGAGGUCAUUGCUGCCGUGGAACGAGACUUUUCGCUCAUCCUCAUUUCGGAAUACUUUGAUGAAUCAAUGAUACUUCUCCAACAUGCCCUCUGCUGGACGCUGGAUGACAUUUUGUCUUUCCGCCUGAAUAGUCGCAGCAAACGCUCCCGACGCCCUUUGAAUCCAGAAACCGCAGAGCGUGUGAAACUGUGGAAUUCGCUAGACUGGAGAUUGUACCAGCACUUUAAUGCCACUUUUUGGAAACGCAUAGACUCUACACUUGGGAGGACGAAGCUACAACAGGAAGUGGAACUUUUGAGAGAAAGGAGAGGGAAGCUUGAGCAAACGUGUCUCAGAGAUGGAGGGGCGGUAGAUCCUGCACAGGUCCAGGAUUCGUCUCUGAAGCCGUUUCAGUAUGGCGCAGCGGUUAUUCAAGGAUAUAACCUUCGUCCAGGGCUGAGUAACGAAACCAGUCAGCUUUGUCAGAAGCUGAUCACUCCUGAACUACAAUACACAUCAGCGCUGUACACAAAACAGUUCCCUCAGCUAGCAGCUGCGCGUGUCGCCUUAGCCAAAAAGAUCGCAGGACUUAGAAACGCCGCUAGCACGCACAGAGCUGUUAAACGCAAUGUUGAUAAAUUAACUGAGAUGAAUGUUCAUGCUGCAUUUACAAACAAUACCUCACGUGUGAAAACACAUAUAGACGUAGGAGAUAAACACAGCAUUCACUUAACACCACAGAGUUCAAAUGUACACAGUGUUGCAAAACAGAAAAUAAGUCACGACAUUUUAGGGAAGUCGCAUAAACAAAUCACAGAAAACCCCUCAGACACAAGUGUACGUAAGGAAGCGAAAAAUACAGCUUUAUUAAGACCUUAAACAAAUCAGAACUCUGAACAGUCACAGAUGUGACUCCAAACUGUAGUGCUAUGAAGAACGCAUUAACAAUUUUAAGAUUAAAUUACAAUGCCUUAGGUCAAAAAUAAUAAUUGUCACAAAGCAACUUCACUAUUUUUUUCAUUUUAAAAGACAUUCAUUUACAUUUUGAUGCUUGAAAACCAAUGAUACCUAGUAUGUGAGUAAUUCAAACUGUACUGUGCUUGAUUUUUAUGUUUUGAAAGAUGAAAAUGUUUAUGUAACAACUCUUGGUCUUCUCUUCACACCAAUAGUUGAGUCAGGAGGUUGUGUAACAGGUCAAAGCAUGAAUGUAACCUACUGUUGUGUUCAAUAUUGUGUGGCACAAUUGACACUUGACAAUCAGCAUCCGCAUUAUAAUCUUAAUUUAUCAUCAUAGUAAUCAAUAUUGUCUAUGCUGGUUACAUCCCUCAAAUGUUAUGUAAUGGUUACAUUACUAUUGGCUAUGUGGAGAAUUAUUGAACUGAGGUUACAUGCACUUACUCAAGGGGUCAUAUGAUGCUGCAAAAACAAAUAUUAUCGUUUGUUUUAGAUGUAAUGCAAUGUGUAUACACCAUUUAAUGUAAAAAAACACUGUAUUUCCCACAUUGAAAUUUGUGUCUCCUCUUUGCCCCCUGAAACCCGCAGAUAUCAUUGAAAAGCGAGGUGUGCUAUGAUUGGGCAGUUAACCAGUGCGUAGCGAUUGGUCGAAUACUGCAAGCGUGUGACGGAAAUGUAACGCCUCUUACCAUCAAAUCAUACCACAAACUUACCUAGAUUUGUGGGCGUGUGGUUACACGAGGCGUUUCAGGCAGGUCUGGGUGAGCAUUCGCUUUUAGAUAGAAUGCAUCUUUUGUUUCGAUACUUAAAUUUUUACAAUUUUACGUGUCUAAUACAUGCAUGGGCAACUUAUAACACACCAAAGACAAAGAAAAACACGUAUCCGUGCCAUAUGACCACUUUAAGUUAUUGAUAUAGCAGUUGGUUACCUGGAAUGUUACUGAAAUAAGGUUUAUACUGUAGUUUAACAUGUCAAGAUUUCAGUAUGUUGUAUCAGAAUUACAUAACCCAUAACAACAACCUUCAACGUUUUACCUGGGAAAAAACACAUCAGAACAAUAAUAAUAUGGAUUGCCACCUCAGCAAAUGUAGGCCGAGCUGAACACAUCAAUUGAUCUCUCAGUUUAUUGUUAACAUUAACAUUUAUGCAUUCUGCAAACAAUUUUUUUUUAAACAACUCACAAACUGAUGGCAAAAUGUGCAUCUUGAAUGCACUGGGAAUCAAACACCUGACAUAAAAACAUUUCAUGUCUUAUGUCUCAGAUAUAUCAUGUAAACUGAAACCUUACUAAUGUAAAUAUGUCCUGAUGGGUCACAGAUUGUCAUUUACAUUCAUGUAGGUGAUAUAAUAUAUGUUUUUAAAAGAAUCCUGAUAUCUGAGAUCAGUUGACCACAUCGUGUACAGCUCGACAAAGAAAAUAAUAAGGCUUCUUUCCAGCUUGCCUGAAGAAUCAUGUGAACCGAAGUCUAAAGCUUUAAUGUUUCAUUGCAAUAUAAGUGUGUGACAACAGAUUUUAAAUAUUUAAGAAUCAUAUUCGCAACUGUUAAGGGUUUAUUAAUAAAGAGGAUUAUAUGAUCA
Triplophysa dalaica is the source of this 4267-nucleotide messenger RNA. RefSeq names its product galactose-3-O-sulfotransferase 2 (gene gal3st2). Gene Ontology annotation, biological process: glycolipid biosynthetic process. NCBI's taxonomy places the organism in Eukaryota, Metazoa, Chordata, Actinopteri, Cypriniformes, Nemacheilidae. Bases 649 to 2613 code for a protein of 654 amino acids. The record is from RefSeq and is a predicted model, not a curated record. Gene Ontology annotation, molecular function: galactosylceramide sulfotransferase activity. Gene Ontology annotation, cellular component: membrane. The transcript is spliced from 6 exons.